Messenger RNA from Colossoma macropomum (tambaqui), 7046 nucleotides. It is a transcript of the gene pard3ba, whose product is annotated as par-3 family cell polarity regulator beta a. The transcript has 23 exons. NCBI's taxonomy places the organism in Eukaryota, Metazoa, Chordata, Actinopteri, Characiformes, Serrasalmidae. The coding region runs from base 373 to 3951 and encodes 1192 amino acids. The record is from RefSeq and is a predicted model, not a curated record. Gene Ontology annotation, molecular function: protein binding; phosphatidylinositol binding. Gene Ontology annotation, biological process: intracellular protein localization; microtubule cytoskeleton organization; establishment of centrosome localization. Gene Ontology annotation, cellular component: cell cortex; adherens junction; apical plasma membrane.
UGCUAUCAGCUCCGCUCUUCCGGUUUCUCGGCAGUCGGCAGAGGGAGUUCAGCCGAGCUGACCUGAACCGAGGCGGACAGUUUCCACUGUUUACUCACAUAAACGACCCUCAAACUCUCAAACGCAGACCCCCGGGGAGGCAGCUCAGACUCUUCCGAGAGGAGAAAGGGGGUCGCGUCUCUGUCGGAGCGGGACCGGAGCCCCUGUUCCCGGAGGAAGCGCGGAGAUUCACCUGAGCGCCUCACCGAUGACACCUGUAGCCGCGGCGGCGGCGGCGGUGGUUGUUUUGGUCGCCGCCUCGAGGCUGACGGCUCAGGCCGAGCUCCUGUAAACACACACCGGCUCCUCUGAGCUCUCUCGGCGCCGCUGAGGAUGAAGGUGACGGUGAACUUCGGCAGCACUGGGGUGGUCGUGCCCUGCAAAGAGGGCUGGAUGGUGCGCGACCUGAUCGUCCAGGCGACUCAGAGAUACAGGAAGAUUGUGGAACAGGAUGGGGAGUUCCUGGUGCGGACACACCACGUGGAGUAUAUGGACGGGGGGAUCCUGGACCCGGACGACAUGCUUACAGACCUGGUGGAAGACAGGGAUAAGCUGAUAGCCGUGUAUGAGGAGAUGGAGCUCCAGCAGAGGGCAGUGGCGAGUCCAGGGGGCAGCGUGGUGUCCAGCUACUCCAGCCCUGAGCCCUCAGAGCCUGAGCUGGGCAGCCUGCAGCCCGGCAGUGAGAUCGAGGUCACCUCCAGCGCUCUGAAAUCAAACACGCCUCUUCUGGUCAGAAGCAGCAGUGAGUCCAUACUGUCGCCGCCCUUGGAGACUGGGAUUCCUGAAGUGGACAACUACAGCAGCAGACCACAGACAAUGGGAGCCGGCCAUGUGCUGACCGUGAAAGGUGGAAGCAUGGACAGACUGAAGGAUGACAUCCCACCAUCCAGGGCAGGCCAGUUCUCCACCAGCACUCUCACCAGGACGGUGGAGAUCUCUGGAGAACUGGGGCCUUUGGGGAUUAAAGUUGUUCCAUAUUGUUCCUCACUGAGUGGAAGGACUCUAGGCCUCCACGUUAAAGGCAUCGAGGAGAACAGUCGCUCGAAGCGAGAGGGCAUCUUUCAGGAGGACGAAUGCAUCGUACAGAUCAAUGACACUGAGCUAAUAGACAAGUCUUUUGCUCAGUCACAGGAGGUCUUCCGCCAGGCCAUGUCCUCCCCACUUGUACGCCUUGAGGUGCUGCCCGUAGCCAGCAAGCUCAACUACGAGAAGAGCCUCAUUGGCCAGCUGUUCAGUGGCCCUGAAUCCGUCCACCACACUGUCCCCAAGAUCAAGAGCCCUUUCCUGCUUCGCAAGGGCGACGGCAAAGCCACUGACCACCUGGUGUGGCCGAGCUCCGAGACCCCACCUCCAGAGGAAACCCCACCUCCUGUAAGGCAUGCUCCCAUGGAGGCAGAGCGUCGCCAGGAGACCCCACCUCCUCCCGUCAGUGCCUCACCCACUCCCAAGGGUCACAGUGAAAGCCCCGCCUCCAGAAGAAGCCCCGCCCUUGCCACUCUGCCAAACACGGCUACCAAGAAGGGCAGCAAGAAGAUGAAGAUAAAUCUUACAAAAGGUACAGAAGGGCUUGGCUUCACUGUGGUGACCAGAGACGCCUCUGUGCACGGCCCGGGGCCUAUCUUGGUCAAGAGCAUCCUGCCCCGUGGAGCUGCUGUGAAGGAUGGACGCCUGCAGUCUGGGGAUCGCAUCUUAGAGGUGAACGGAGUGGACAUAACUGGCCAUACGCAGGAGGAGCUGGUGGCUAUGCUGCGGAGCACCAAGCUGGGAGAGACUGUAUCGCUGGUUAUUACCAGACAAGAGGAGCUGUUUUUACCCAGAGAGCUGAAAGGAGAACCGUCAGGACCGCCGCUUUCUGAAGAUGGCCGAGAGCACCUGAUGUUUGAGGUUCCUCUGAAUGACUCAGGCUCUGCUGGCCUCGGAGUCAGCCUGAAGGGCAACAAGUCAAGAGAGACUGGAGAGGACCUGGGCAUCUUCAUCAAGUCUGUCAUCCAUGGAGGAGCUGCUUUCAAGGAUGGGCGUCUCCGGGUGAAUGACCAGCUUGUGGCUGUCAACGGUGAAUCCCUUCUCGGUCGCUCCAACCAUGACGCCAUGGAGACCCUGAGGCGUUCCAUGUCCAUGGAGGGCAACCUGCGAGGAACCAUACAGCUGGUGGUUUUGCGAUCUUUGGAGCGCCCCCCUGCCCAGGAGAACAGUCAGAGCCAGGCCAGAGAGAGCCCUCCUGUCCAGCGGGCAGAGAACAGCCAUGCCGGUGGUGUUCCACAGCCCGCGAUGGUGACCAAUAGCAUCUAUGAACGCGCUCCAGGACCCAUCACCAUGUCCAAUGGUAGACAUAAAGUGCACGAGGAAGACUAUGGUGAAGAUUUCCCCCCUCCUCCUGAUCUGGAUAUGAUGGAGCCAGGUCCCAGUGCUCAACAGAGCUACCAACAAAACAGAACGGAAAGGGAACUGCCAGGCCGUCCAGCUCACCAACAUCAACAGACCCAGAGAGCGCCUGACUACCCAACAAAGGCUUCCAAAAGCAUGGAUCUAGUGGCGGACGACAGCAAACUUGGUGUCAUGCAAGCACAGAGAGCUGCACCCUCGAUGUCCAGUGGCCAGCCUUUGGGUCCCACGCUGGGCCUGUACAAGUCCAGCUCUCUGGAGAGCCUGCAGACAGCAAUGGAGGAGGCCAGCAAGAGCGAAGUGCCCUUCCACCGACCCACCACGAACAUGGUGCGCGGCCGUGGCUGCAACAUGAGCUUCAGACAGGCCAUCGACAAGUCCUAUGACGGGCCGUCCGAGCCUGACGACGAUUACUCGGAUGACAGCUCAGGCAGGGACACUCCUGCCAGUGGCUCCUCGCGCCAAGAGCUCGAGGACGGGGCUAAGGAGAAGAAGAAGAAGACCAAAAAGAAGAAGGAGAAGAAGAACAAGGCCAAGAAGAAGGAUGAGGUGGUAGAGGACCCGGAGAAGAAGACCAAGAAGAAGGGAUUUGGACUGUUGAGGUUUGGAAGGAAGAACAAAGAAGAUAAGGCCAAAGCCAAAGCUAAGUUGGGCGCGCUGAGUGAAGAAGAAGUCGAUAAGAGUGAAGCUGAAAUGCUCCCACAUGCACCGGAGGUGGACGGUUCAGUCCCUAACCAAGCAUCCUUUCCUGAUGUGGAGGAUGAUGAUUUCGACCCAAACUACGCCCGUAUCAACAACUUCAGAGAGCCUCCACCUCCUAGCUACUCACCUUUUAUGAACCGUACGCCCUCUCCUCACCACCCCCAGCCCACAGCCACUGCCCACAGUGGACCACCAGCUAAUGAAGUCCCACUAGAAGGACUCUACGCAAAAGUCAACAAGCCAAAGUCUACUGCCCCACCACCGAUAGCUGACAGUAAUGAAGCUCGUCUGCAGCAGAUUCGAAGCCAGCUGCAGCAUUUAAAGCCUGCUCCAUCUUAUGCUGAAUCAGGGGCUGGCCACAGAGUCCAGGAGUACGACCCCUCACGGAUAAGAGGCCCUGAGUCCCGUGCUGCUCCAAGAUAUGAAGACAUUGAUCGACAGUAUACAAACAGACGAAAUCCCACAGAAGACUAUCCCUCACAGACGUGGGCUGGCCAGAAGGAAGCGGGACGUUACCCAAAUCCCAGCCCCUCCUACGGUGGAAACCUGGCCAGGGAUCCCUCCAGCAACCGGCCAGGUUCACCUCGGCUCCCCAUGCCCCGACCUGAAGGCCAGGGCGGGUACUACCCAUCACCUCCCCCUGUGCAGAGGGGGCCGCUCAGACAGGACGUCCCCCCAUCUCCCACUCCGGGCAAGCGGGCAGCACCCAGCUACGAAACUGUGGCUAAGGGAGGCUACCGUACUGCCAACCAAGACCAGUAUGGUGCUUACGGAGACGGACAGUACCCGGACCCCCGACAGAAAAAACCUGUGAUAGGGGCUGUGUAGAGUAAGGCUUAUGAUGUUAGUGGCUAAUGUGUGUCUUGUGUGUUUAAGAAAGUUCUAAAGAUUUUGAAGGAACAUUCUGAAGGACCAUACACUGUAAAUCCAUAAGUUUACAGACACCUUCUCAUCCAAUGUUGUUCCUCUUUUGCUGCAGUAACAGCAUCUACUCUUCAGGGAAGGCUUUACACUAGAUGUUGGAGCAUCGCUGUGAGGAUUUGAUUGAGCAUUAGUAAGGUCAGGUACUGAUGUUGGAUGAUCAGUUCUGGAUCACUCCAACUCAUCCCAAAGGUAUUGGAUGAAGCUAAAGCACUCCAGAGAACACAGUUCCACCACUCCACAGUCCUAUGCUGGGGGUCUUCAUAUUAGAUCCUUUAUCGGGCCUGACAUUUUGGUCUAAACCUGAAUGCAGCCCAAGAACUUUUUGUCCAAGUCUGACUUGACCUUAACAACAACAUCAUAUUUUGAGUCACAACCCAACCAGAGCCCAACGGUUUUGUCUGCACCCCAUCAUCAAGGAAUGUUUGAAUCUGUUUUAGGACCAACAUAAUUCUCUCGAAGCUGGCCUGGACUGGUCCAUCAUUUCCCAAAUUGCUAAAUAAAAUGUGACUGGAUAGCACCAGUUAAGCUAUCCCAUAGUGGCAAUUAAAGUCAUCAUUAGAUCACAGACAAAUGAAAUAAAAACAAUAUAGAAUAUUAUAUAGCAAAUGACUUAGCUGUCAAAAAUCAGGUUAAAUUCCAUUUCCAUUAAUUUGUCAAGAAAUGGAAAAUGGAACUCUCCUUAAUGUACACUUUCACUUGCCUUCUGGACCUGUGCUAAAUUCAUGAGUAGCUGACUAGAAUUUCAAAACUGUUUUAAGGUAAUGACCAGCAUUGGCACUGGGCAUAGUGCCCUCAAGUCCAUCUCCUCCCGAGUAUGCCAUUCUAUCUGCAUUGCAUUUCUAUGGAGAUUAUACAAGCUGUUCGUCUGCAAAUGAUGAACGUCCCAGUGGGUGCACCUUAAAGUAGCUGAAUUCACUAAUUAGAAGGGGUGUCUGGAUACUUUUGGACAUAUAGUGUAUUUGCUUGCUUUAACUGGUAUGAAAAGGUCACCAAAACCUGUAUGUAGAGCCCAGGUUGCCAACCCUGGUCCUGAAGUACCCCUGCAGAUCUUGGUGGUUUUUAUGCUACUAAACAAUAGUCUCUCAAGGCCAGACUUGAUGUCUUACAACCAUGAGAAAAAUUGUGCCCUAAUAUGGGUGGGAACGUAGACUUGUUAGGGUGGGAAGAAACUUGAACGUGAAUCUAUCCAGUGGCUCGUAAAGAAGGAGCUCAAACUAGAUGGUGCACUCGUCAACAUUGUCCGGCAGACAACAAGCCUGUCGAUAGCCCAUGGAUGUAAUGUAAGUUAGCAUGGCUGAAAGGUCCCCCGAUGAAAAAACAGUUGCAUGUACUGUUUCAAGAGAAAAACAGUUUUCUUAGCUAACAAUCGCGUUUUGCUAGCUUGUUUUGCUUGUGCAGUCGCUUGCGCUCUGGAUCCUUCGGGAUUGUUCUUGGGAAUUGGUGGGAAAGUUUCAGAGGGGGCAUAUCCUCAUUUCUAAAAGGUUUCGUUGUAAUCCAACACCCAAAGUUUAACAAGUCGUUCUCUGACUUGUACUCUUGUUCCAAGACCACGUCUGGCCCCACGAGACUAAUUACAAACUUGAUCCAUGUAAUCAGCUUUUGAAUAGCUUAUGAAGUAGAUAUAUUAGAGCAGGGAAAACAGGGUAUUCCAGGACCAGGAUUUGGAACAAGGUAAUAGCGAUGUUUGUGGCUAAUCUGCCUCUUGAGGUUUUCGGAAUUUCUAGAUUUUGAAGGAUGAAUUUUUUCUCAGAAAAUAUUUGCUUGCUUAACGGAAGUGAAACAAAUGCCAAAAUCCUACAUGGAACAAAAAGUUUGCAAUUCUUUGUAAAUGAUGUUUGUAUUUUUUGCUUGUUUAACAUCCGACCCUCAUAUCUGCUGACCCAGCAGUGCAGGUUCUCUUUUGUUGUGCAUUCCACAGUCAGUAACUUAAAUCAAUAUAUGCAGAUCUAUUUGUAUUUUGUAUACGUAUUCAGUCGCGUGUAUCUAACUCAUCGCCGCUGUCUGAUGUGGGUUCUACUGUAGAUAACGUUUCGUCUGUGGUUUUCGACGGUCAUUAUCUGUGUGGUUUUCCUCAUGGCUUCAGGCUGUGGUUUGCCAGUGCAUGUUAUCUGAUAACAGAUAGUCUCUGUUUUCUCAUAGCAACAUCUUGAAAGACGACUCGCUCUCUGCAGCGUCUCCUGAAUGAAUAGGUGCCUUAUUGUUGUUCCGAGGACAAAUUAUGUUGUGAUUAGUUGGUAAUGAGAAAACGAGUGUGUGGUGGUGAUUAACAGCUAGUCAUGUUGCGUUUCGGGUCUUGCUAAUAGGAAUCUGCUAAUGUUGUUUAUGUUGUUGUUUAGAGUUUUAAUGAAGAGAGCUCCAGUGUGAGCAUGGUGCACCCGAAAACUCUGAGGCAAUGAGGAACUUAUUGUCUUUUUUUGUGAAUCUAUUUGUGUAUAUACUGGGGUGUUAGGUCAAUCAACCAUAGCCAAAAAAAAAUAAAAUUUCAGGUUAAUUUGAUGAUGACAGUAAUAUUGGUUUUAAUGUGGGGAUUCUUGGUGGGGAAUUUUGUAUGUUUGUGAAAUUUUAACCCAUAAAUGCCACCUUUCUUAAUCCUUUAUAUGAUAAAAUAGAUUCUUCUGUAAAGACUAAGUUUCUGAAACCUGCCAUUUAGCCAAUGAUUGUGCCUCUCUACCCUGCUACAAUCUAUAAUUAAAGCUUUUUUAUAAGGUGUAAAACUUAUGCAAGGUAAUUUAGAGCCAAAUCGAAGGUACUGUAGCGGCUUUUCUUUCCCUAUUUAUUUCCAUGAUUUAUUUUUUGAAGGCAAGAGAACAAAUUCUAUGAAAUGUGUAUUUUAUCUAUAAGAAUCUUCUACCUUAUGUGUUACUUUGUUAAGUUUAUAUUCUGUCUUUUGAAAAAUCAGUUUGACAAUCUUGUAAGUAUCUAAGAUGAGCCAGUUGAUUUAUCUUGUUAUGCCAUUUUUAUUUUGUAGCAUGUUUUUCAAUAAAAGUGAAGAUGAAAUU